AAUAAGAUUAAAAUGGGAUUUCUCAAACAAAUUAACGUUGAAAACUUCAAGUCAUGGAAGGGGAAGCAAAUUAUCGGCCCAUUUAUGCGAUUCAGCUGCAUUAUUGGCACUAAUGGAUCUGGGAAGUCCAACAUCAUGGAGGCGGUGAGCUUCGCCACCGGGGAGCGGGCAUCGUCUCUCCGGGUGAAACAUCUCAGAGACCUGAUCCACGGAGCCCACGUCGGCCGACCCGUGUCUAACAGAGCCAGCGUGUCGGUCACCUACUGCGACGAUAACGACCAGGAGACCGUGUUCAGCAGAACCAUUUCAGGUGACUCAUCUGAGUAUCGCAUCAAUGGUGCCCAUGUUACUCACGCCAGAUACACAGAAGAGUUGGAGAAGAUUGGUAUUAUCACCAAAGCUCAGAACUUUCUGGUCUUUCAGGGGACCGUGGAGUCUAUAGCUUUGAAAAACCCAAAGGAGCGGACCAAACUGUUUGAGUACAUCAGUCAGUCCAAGGAGUGUGUUGCAGAGUAUGAUAAGAAGAAAGAGGCCCUGCAAAAGUCCAAGGAGGACACACAGUUUCAUUUGAACAAGAAGAGAUCUGCCAAUGCUGAGAAGAAACAGGUUUCCCAGGAAAAAAUUGAGGCACAAAGGUACCAGACACUGCUUGAUGACCUUAACCACAACCGUCUCCAGCUGAGCCUGGCUGAACUGUACCAUAACGAGAAAAAUAUCACCACCAUCAGCAACACUUUGAAAGAGAAACAGCAGUCUGCAGCUGCUAAGAAUAAUGAAGUGGAAAACUGGGAAAAAAUGAUCAAAACCCACAAGAAGGAACAUGGACGCCUCAAUAGAGAACAGCAGCAAAUUGAGAAAGAGAUCAGUGCCCAGGAACAUGUCUUAUCCCAGUGCCGUUCCCAGUACGUCAAAGCCAAAAUAAACGCUUCUCAUCACAUGAAGAAAGCUGAGGAGAUGCGCAGUGCUUUGAAGAAGAGCAAGAUUCUGAAGGCUGCUAAAGAGCAGGAGCUAGCAGAGGGCCUACAAGAGGUCGCUAAUCUGGAGCAAACCUGGAAGAACUAUGAGAGGCAGGUCCAGGAGCAGGAAGCUUCCCGGGGAAGAGACAUUGAGCUGCAGGAGGAGCAGCUGGAGCGAUACAAUGAGCUCAAAGAACUUGCCAGAAAGAAGAGCGCAGUUCUCAUCCAAAUGUCCGAAAAACUCCAUUGGCAGGUUAGAGCAGACCAUGAGAAGAUUGCCUUUGACCAGCGCAGAAAAAUGGAGGUUGAGGUUUGCAUCAGGAACCACCAAACUCAGCUGCAGGAUUUCACAAACAGAGCAGAGAAACUGGAGGAGUACACCAAAGCUUGCAAGGCUUCUCUUGAGGAGUACCAUCAGAAAGAGGAGACUCUAACUGCAGAGCUGCAGCAGGGUCACAAGCGCAUUAAGGAGGUGAACCAGGAGCUGGGUCAGGUACUGGUAGAGCUGGGUAAUGCCUGCCUGGAUCACCAAGAGAGCAGACGCCAAGUGCAACGUAAAGAAAUGCUUGAGAGACUCCGCAGACUCUACCCGGAAACUGUGUUUGGUCGCCUAUCUGACCUGUGCAGUCCCAUCCAUAAGAAGUACCAGCUGGCUGUGACCAAGAUAUUCGGCCGCCACCUCAGUUCCAUUGUUGUGGCUUCAGAAAAAGUGGCCCGUGACUGCAUCUGUUUUAUCAAGGAGGAAAGAGCAGAACCUGAAACCUUCUUGCCCAUUGACUACUUAGUUGUGACUCCUCUGAAUGAGCGACUGCGGGAGGUGCCAGGUGCCAAGAUGGUGGUGGACGUUGUUCAAGUUAAUACAGCUAUAGGUGGUGCCCAGCUGAAGAAAGUGCUGCAGUUUGUGUGUGGCAAUGCGUUGGUGUGUGAGACCAUCAAAGAGGCUCGGAGUGUGGCCUUUGACAGGCAGGAGCGUAUUAAGACUGUAUCCCUGGAUGGGACACUGUUUGCAAAGUCAGGAGUGAUAUCUGGAGGCUCCAGUGAUCUGAGAAUGAGAGGACGCUGUUGGGACGAGAAGGAUGUAGCACAGCUUCAGGAACGCAAAGACCAGCUGGCAGCAGAGCUGCGUAAUCUGAUGAAGCUGAAGCGCAAGGAGCCGGAACUGAAGCAGAUCAUUUCACAGGCUCAGGGUGCUCAGACCCGCCUGAAGUACUCCAAUGUGGAACUAGAAAACCUUCGCAAGAGGAACAUCCUUAAAUGUGAAGCUGAGAUUUCCCGCUUGGAAAGUGAACGAGCAAACCUGGACUCUCAGAUCCAGAUGGAGCAAGAGAGUGUGGAGGCAAAGGAUGCUGAGAUAAAAAAUAUCAAAGCCAGGAUUGAUCAGAUGGAUGACUUUUUGUUUGCUGACUUUUGUGCUGAGAUUGGUGUGGACAACAUAAGGGAGUAUGAGCAGGAGCACCUGAAACAGCAGACAGAGCUCGACAAGAAGAGGCUGGAAUUUGAAAGUCACCAUGCUCAGCUGACUGCACAGCUGGAGUAUGAACAAAAUCACCUGGAGCAACAGAAGAAGAAGCUCCUCAAAAUGGAGGAGAGCAUUAACCAGGAGGAGAGAGCAGUGGCUGCAAAAAGGAAGGAGGAGGAGAUCCUGUUGGCAGCUGUGGAGGAGGGACAGACAAAACUACUGGAGCUGAAAAACCAGCUGUUGAUGAAGAAGAGACAGGUGACAGACGCCCAAGCAGAGCUGAACCAAAACAUCCAGAGCCUCCAGGAAAACAACAAAGAGUUGGUGAAGCUUCAGAGGAAGGUGAUGUGCACAGAAAGUGCUUUGGAGCAUAAACGUUUAGCCAGACACAACCUGCUGCUGGCCUGCAAGAUCCAGGGUCUGCCAGUCACUCUACUAUCAGGGAGCCUGAAUGAAAUCAGUAAGGUGCAGCUGGAUUCUGAAUCAGAAAGCAUUUCAACCACCUUGCAUGUGUAUGAGAGAGAAGCACAAUUCGUCAUUGAUUACUCUGCCCUGGAGACAAAGUUUAAGGGAGAGCAGGAGGUGGAGAGGCAUCUGCAAAGUCUUCGGGAGACGGUGUUCUCCUUGGAGGAAUUACUGCAGCGAACUACAGCACCCAAUCUAAAAGCUCUGGAUAAGCUGAGAGAGGUGAAUGACAAGGUGCAGGAAACGAGGGAAGCCUUUGAUGCCAGCACCAAAGCAUCCAGGAAGUGCAGCCAGGAGUUUGAGCAAAUCAAAGCCCGGCGCUUCCAUCUCUUCAGCCAGUGCUUUGAGCAUGUGUCUGUCGUAAUUGACCAGAUCUACAAAAGAAUAUGUCGAAACAACAGUGCUCAGGCCGUUCUGAGUGCAGAGAAUCCAGAUGAACCAUACUUAGGAGGUAUCAACUAUAACUGUGUGGCACCAGGGAAACGCUUCAUGACCAUGGACAAUCUGUCUGGUGGAGAAAAGGUCAUUGCUGCCUUGGCCUUGUUGUUCGCCAUCCACAGCUUCCGCCGUGCUCCCUUCUUAAUCCUAGAUGAGGUGGAUGCAGCUUUGGACAACAGUAACAUUGGCAAGGUGACCAGUUUCAUCAGAGAGGAGUCUCGAGAGAACAUGCAGAUCAUCGUCAUCUCCUUGAAGGAGGAGUUUUUUUCCAGAGCCGACGCUCUUCUGGGAGUCUACUCAGAGUUUGAUGACUGCAUCUUCAGCCAUGUCCUGACUGUGGACCUGCGUCCCUUCCCGCUUGCUGAAGAGGAUGCUGGGAAAUCGACAGAGGACAGCAGACAAGACUCUGCUGCCUUGGAACCAAGUGUGUGAAUCCUGUCUUUGUUUCUGUUCUGUAAAUGUCACUUCAGUGGUUCUCAGUGUUUUCAGUGCACACAGUGCACGUGUGCCGAGUGCUCUGACUUUUUAGACCUUUGCUGGUAUCUUUGAUUUGUUUCUGCCAGUUGUGUGUUUCAGUCUGCACAUUUAAAUUCUUCCAUAUGUACGUUAUAAGAAGUUUAAAGUAAAAAAGAUUUGGUUAAAUCUGUCAAAACAGUCCUGUAGUAGUUACAACUGUGCUGCUCUGAUUAACAAAGUCAGGAAAAGCUUUAAGGCUCUGUUUGUGUUUAAACUUGUUGAGGUUCUUAUUACUGCUGAAGAAUGUUUCCUGUUGCAGGAAAAUGAAUGUUGGUGUAUGUUUUGAUUGGUUUUAUACUUGUUGCUUUUACUUGAAGUGUUACGAGUUGCAGUUCUGCUUUUCAUUAAAUCAGCAAAGUUGCAGAUGUGUGUUAGCUUACUAUUAUUAUCUUUCUGUUUGUUUUGGUUUUGUGUGUGUUUUUAUAAUGAUUAUGGGUGUAGCACCUAAUUUUAAGCCAUGGAUCAGAUCAUUUUUCCAAUCAGCAAAAAAAAAAAAGAAAAAAAAAAAAAAAAAAA
Molecule: messenger RNA, 4350 nt
Organism: Thalassophryne amazonica
Lineage: Eukaryota; Metazoa; Chordata; Actinopteri; Batrachoidiformes; Batrachoididae
Gene: smc1b
Product: structural maintenance of chromosomes 1B
Exons: 25
Coding region: 13-3750 (1245 amino acids)
Biological process (GO): sister chromatid cohesion
Cellular component (GO): nucleus; chromosome; cohesin complex
Molecular function (GO): protein binding; ATP binding; ATP hydrolysis activity
Source: RefSeq, a predicted model, not a curated record